CAGCACAAUGUGCACAACACUAAACAUCGCUCCUGUUUCCUUCGCACGACUGAACACAGCGUAAUUUCCACAUAAUCUGGCGCGCCAAACAUAUUUGCAGUUUUUCCCGUUGUAUAACUUCCGUUGUAUUCCCGACUUCUCGUGAAGACAAUUUCUCCAGUGCAUCAUCUCCAUCGAGCAGUGAUAAUCCAAUUUGAAACCAUCAAGUGCCGACCCGGCUGUAUAUUCAGUGAGCGUAAAUUUAUCUGUAGUUACGGCAAGACGGUUAACCUUACUGAUCAAGUCGAGGCGCAGAUGCACAGAUAUUGUAGUAAUUGUACCUGCAUGGAUUACAUCGACCGUGGACUUCAAUGCGGCAUUUUUACAUGCUAGCUGUGGAAUAGAACACGUCCUGUUCCACCUAGCUGAAACCGGGAUACCGGUUAGCCGGGGAGAAAAUGGAUCGUUCAGACCACUGGAGUCCCAAUAAUCGUCGCUCAGGCUCCACGUGUGCGGCGGAUAGUGAAAGGGCGCCGCUGCUACCUCCACGGAGUGCGUCGAUUUGUGUGGCAGCUGCGCGUACUACAGCUGCUGUAGUGCAUCAGCCGUCGACGGCGGUUUCCAGUCCCGAGACACCGUUAAGACCGGUGGAGAUUCGGCGCAAAGAGAGUAUUAAGCCACCGUCGUUAAGCGCCCAGGAGAUUAAUGGCAGUCUACUAUCCAAUGGUGCUCUCGCGAAUGCCGUUAGUGAUGGGUUAUCACCUUAUCGGGAUGCAGUGGUCAGUCCUACAAUGGAGGAGGAAGAGGAAGAAACGACCCAAUGGGCGGUUACCUGCAGGGUAUGCAACAAUGAGAUCAUUAUCGAGAAGGAGGAGGGAUUCGUCGUUAAAUGUGGAGUUUGUAAUGAAGCAACGCCAAUUAGGAACGCGCCGGUUGGUGAAAAGUAUGUCCGCUGUCCUUGCCACUGUCUAUUGAUCUGUAAGGAUAGUUCCGAGCGCAUCGCUUGCCCACGUCAAAACUGUAAGCGCAUCAUCACCAUCACGGCCGCCGUCGAUGGUACCGGUCCCCUGUCCCAGUCUUUCGCCGCAUCCAACAACACUACACCGGGCACUUGUCAUGUAGUGUGUGUUCACUGUGGUCAAGAUUUCCUCUUCAAUAUCCUACACAAAUCACUGGCCAAAUGUCCCCAUUGUAAUAAGAUAUCGGCGGUAGGGAAUGUCUACCGUCGCCGGCAGUUACGUGUAUACUCCGUGGUGGCCUUCCUGUUCCUGCUGGUAACCGUCCUUGUGAUAGUGGGCACGUACUUUCUUGUCGCCGAAUCCGGUGGUAUCGUGGCGCUCUAUGUUGGACUCGUAGCCAUAACCGUCCUGGCUGCAGUGCGCGUUGUAUACUUCUUCCGGAUGAAAGUCAGUCAAGUGCAGGGCACCUUUUGAAUAAUACAGACACCACAACUGCUCUCCCGUCUUUCACACCAGUUUAUGGAGUUGGUGCAAUUCACAGCGCCAAUAUCGUCGCGGCAUCGUUAUAUUGGUGGAUUGUAUCCGAUGAUUAAUUAAUGUAAAGCGGAUAUGUGGCGUCAUGUGUAAUUGGUCCCCUCUCGCAGCAUCAGCAGCAACAUAUGCACACUGGCAAUAAAUGUGGCACUUACUGUAUUUUCAUCCCAAUAAGGAUGUUACCAAAGAUUCGCGCACUGGCACAUGCUCUGAAACAUAUGGCAAGUUCAUUCUAAUUUAAUUAAUACAGUGCUGGAGCAAAGUAGUUUUUGCGUUUAAUGCCAAGAGGAUUUAUUUUGAAUUGCUCGGAAAUAAAGUUCGCUCACAUAUUCGCGGCAUAUAAUGCU
Molecule: messenger RNA, 1819 nt
Organism: Paramacrobiotus metropolitanus
Lineage: Eukaryota; Metazoa; Tardigrada; Eutardigrada; Parachela; Macrobiotidae
Product: type I phosphatidylinositol 4,5-bisphosphate 4-phosphatase-B-like
Exons: 6
Coding region: 438-1412 (324 amino acids)
Biological process (GO): phosphatidylinositol dephosphorylation
Cellular component (GO): phagocytic vesicle membrane; late endosome membrane; plasma membrane
Molecular function (GO): phosphatidylinositol-4,5-bisphosphate 4-phosphatase activity
Source: RefSeq, a predicted model, not a curated record